Perca fluviatilis (European perch) is the source of this 9100-nucleotide messenger RNA. It is a transcript of the gene pgbd5, whose product is annotated as piggyBac transposable element derived 5. The transcript has 7 exons. NCBI's taxonomy places the organism in Eukaryota, Metazoa, Chordata, Actinopteri, Perciformes, Percidae. Gene Ontology annotation, biological process: non-replicative DNA transposition. The record is from RefSeq and is a predicted model, not a curated record. Bases 359 to 1972 code for a protein of 537 amino acids. Gene Ontology annotation, cellular component: nucleus. Gene Ontology annotation, molecular function: transposase activity.
UCUUUGUGGAGAAAUCACUGGUCCCUCAACCCGGAUGCUGUGCCACAACUAUCGAUAAUUUCCCCCAGUGCGCAGCGCUGUAGGCUGAGGAAGGGGCGGAAAUAUUUCAGUACCCUUGAAGCGGACAGCUCUUGUCGGAUCCCCACGCUUCUGACCACCGGGCUCCGCAUCCGAGCCUGGAGAGCAGGCAAGAUCAUAAUUUAUAGCUACCUAAGAUAGGGGAGGGUAAAGCGGCCACAUAAACGCAAACACCUCCUUGCUCUUGGAAGAUCGUGACCACUUUCACGCCGUUUUAGCCGUAGUGGAAGGGUGAGAAAGAGGGAGGAAGAAAGGGAGCAGAGCAUCACUACAGAGAGAGAUGGCGGAGUGCGGGCGAAAGGCGCUGUCUCUCCUGGAAGCGGCCCGGUCCCGGUACGAGAGCCUGCAGAUAUCCGACGACGUGUUCGGCGAGUCCGGGGAUGACAGCAGCGACAAUCCCUUCUACAGUACCUCCGGAGACUCCGACUCUGACAACUACAUAGCCGAGGUAGGCGAGGAGGACCAGCACCACCACCACCACCAAAAACGGGGCGGCAAGGAGAGCUGCGGGCAACGCGGGGGAGCAGGAGGUGGCGGCAGCGGGAGAAUCGGAGCCGGUCCCCCGGGCUCUCUGUCCCGUAGUCAGGCAGAGGAGGAGGGCUGGACGGAGACUCUGCAGGAUGUCACGGUGCCGCCGUUUAAAGAGACAUAUGGCCCUGCUCAGAAGAUGCCGGUCACCGCCACGGCUUUGGACUUCUUCCAGCUCUUCGUCCCAGACAAUUGCAUCCAAAACAUGGUCACCCAGACUAACAUGUAUGCCAAGAAGUUCCAGGAACGCUUCGGCUCAGACGAAGGCUGGCGUCCUGUCACAGCCCAGGAGAUGAAGGCCUUCCUGGGCUUUGUCACCUCCACCAGUGUGCACCGCUGUGAGUCGGUGCUCAGCAUCUGGAGCUCAGGCUUCUUCAGCAACCGGAGCAUCGCCUUGAAGAUGAGCCAGGCGCGCUUUGAAAAGAUCCUCAAGUACUUCCACAUUGUGGCUUUCCGACCGUCACAGGGAAGCAACCAGGGCCUGUACAAGAUCCAGCCCUUCCUGGACUCGCUGCAGCAGUCGUUCAGCUACACCUUCAGACCUUCACAGACACAGGUUCUUCAUGAGCCAUUGAUAGACGAGGAUCCGGUGUUCAUUACCACCUGUACGGAAAGAGAGCUGAGGAAGAGGAAGAAGAGGAAGUUCAGCCUCUGGGUUCGACAGUGUACCUCCACCGGAUUCAUCUGUCAGAUCUCAGUCCAUCUGAAGGAGGGCACAGACGCUCUGGCCACCUUGAAGAACAAACCUCAGCUCCACAGCCUUGUGGCCAAGCAGCUCUGCCAGAACAUCUCCGGCAAGAACAGCAUCAUCUUCACCGGGCCGUCCAUCACUAGCCUCAGCCUCUUCACUGAAUUCAGCAAACAAGAUAUCUACUGCUGUGGACUGCUGAGCACCAGGAAGAGUGACUGUACAGGCUUACCACAAAACAUGCUGGUCUGCGGCUCCACGCCAGCGCAGCGCGGCCAAUCACGAGUAAUGAUGAAAGGCAGCAUGUCACUGAUCAGCUGGUACAACAAGGGACACUUCAGGUUUCUCACCAACGGCUAUUCCCCAACAAAACAAGGUAUCAUCAUUAAGAGGAAAAGCGGGGAGAUCCCAUGUCCCUUGGCUGUUGAGGCCUUUGCGGCGCACCUCAGUUACAUCUGCAAAUAUGACGACAAGUACAGCAAGUACUUUAUCUUCCAUAAGCCCAACAAGACCUGGCAGCAGGUGUUUUGGUUGAGCAUCAGCAUCGCCAUCAACAACGCGUACAUCCUCUACAAGAUGUCUGACGCCUACACGGUGAAACGCUACAGCCGAGCGCAGUUUGGAGAGAGACUGGUCAGAGAGCUGCUGGAUUUAGACGACUGCUCCCCCACACAGUGAGGAGGAGGAGGAGGAUGAGGACAGCAGGAGCGCGCACACACACACACACACACACACAACAAAAAAACACACGCGUGCACACACACGCGUGCACACACACGCACACACACUAACACAAUCCCCACACAUGCAUUCACACUUCAUUAUAGUUGUACGGACUCUGCAGUCUAUGUCUGUGUGAUAAUACUGAAGCAGUGCCAAGCCUGGCAUGUCUCUCUUCCUCUAGUUGUUUUUCGUGGUACUGUAAAUAUUCAUUAACACAGGACUGCACACUAUACAAUAGAGAAUCGUGAGCCAUGGGACAGUUCACAUGCCUCAACUGCAACUUUUAACCACACAGUUUUACUAAGGAUUUGUCAGCAGGAGAUAUUUCACAAGCAGAGAUGCAGGCGAGAACAAUGAAACCGGGACGGAUUUACCCUUAAAUGAUGUCAGCUUCGAGUCUUAUCAGAGAGUGAAGUUAUCAAUAUGAGCCUGAAAUUACCCGUGGGUGUGUUCAAACGCGUCAGGCUACAUGUAGCUCGAUAUUUACACUCUGCAAAAACACCUGGGACCCUGUAACAAAAGCUUAGUAAACCAGGAUGAUGGUGUAUUCACACGCUGCAUGCAUAAAGAAUGUGGAUUGUGAUGUUCUCUUGUUCGGUGUGAAUAUGGUUUCUGCUUCAGUUGGGUUUUGAAACAUUUUUGUGUGUGUGUGUGUAUGUAUUAAGGAAGUGGAACUGCCAUUUGUGUGUGCGACGUUGAGUUGACGUUGAGGAUGUAAAUGUACGGCUAUUGUGACCCAGAUGUGUCGUGUUGCUGCAUACUCGCUAGAGGAAGACUGUCGGGUGAUGUACAGCCACACACAGCAGUGUGCCACCCAUUCACAGCCUCCCAUUUGAAAAGAGCCCAGAAAAUACUUUUAAAAAACAACUCUUUCAGAUGUCUUUCAGCCUCUGAAAACUUGGUUUCCAAUUUUGAGUAUUUCUCUACAACGUUAAAUAUGCAUUAUUAAAAAGUCAACAAUUACAGUUUGGGAGAAAAAAAAAACAUUCUUUCUUUUAUUUUUUUAUCAAGAGGUUAACAUUUAAAAACUCAGCGAAUCUGCUUCAUCAGGACUGUGUGGUUUGAUCAGAUUUGUUGACAACAUAAAGUAACAAUUCCACAACAGUUUUUUCUUAAUUUAAGAAUUCUUAAAUCAUGAUUGGUGUACCGAAAUACAUGACCCCACUCUCUUCAAACCAGUGAGCAAGAGACAAAAAAAUAAAUCCAUACAUUUCUCAUAAUGUUAAAUAACCAAAACUGUUCCAACUUUGGCAGAAAAUGCUGUGCUCAUGUAGGAUUACAUUCCUCGUAGUAAGAAGCAGAUUGAUGAAAUUGGUUUUUCAGGGUCUUUAACAAAAAUAAAUCUAACAAUAAAUGCCGUCAAAUCUGCAGCCUACUUUUGUACCACCAACACUUUCAAAGGCAGAUAAACUCAUCUUAUUUGUCUGUUUUAUCUGUGCUUUGCAGGGCACCACAAGUUUAAAAUCUGCUUGAUUGAAUGUUAAGUAAACCAGUGUUGCUAAGCAACGAGUACAAUCUUGGCAAGUCAGCAGGGGUUUGGAUAGUAUUGCUUGGCAAGAUUUAGGUACAGGAAGGAAAGAUGGACUCACUGGUGGCUCAUAAGAUGUCCCAGAAAACCAAAUGUUGCAACAAAUCUUAAUGUAGAUAAACAGCUCAGAUUGGUGCCCAAAUCUUAUCAGGAACUCCAGAAGUGAACCGGACAAUUUCAUCUAAUACUUUCUCAUCUGAAAUAGAAGCAAGGAAAUUUUGUUUUGUUUCUUUUCUUCCAGUGGCACAUUUCUUGCCAACAGAUUUAGACCUGCCACCUCGUGUCCAGCCAAUGGAAGUUUUUAUUUGAUUAAAAUGCACUUACUGUCUUCUGACCAUAUAACUUUACCACACUGCUGUCUGUAGCUUUAAUGAGGACUCUACAGUCCACUUUGCUUUGCUUAACAUGUUAUGCAGUCAACGUUAUUGUCAUGCUUGUAUCAAGUUGUGAAGAUUUUAAGUGAAGGGUUUUGUUGUGUGCUUGCUCCGUCAGCAUGGUUCGAUGUGUGAAUAGAGUAAGAUGACGGUCUUUUAUGCUGGUCGAGUUGUAGAAUGAUUGGAACGCUGGCAGGACUCAUGCACUUUCUCCCAACACAGUCUUGCACUUCGAGGAAAGUUGUAAAGUUAGCAACAUGUUUACUAGAUAAUCCUUUUAAUUAUGAACCCAAUGAUAGUACACACUGCUCUCAGAAAAAUAUGGAAAUCAUGAAUAGAUAAGUUAUGUAAAUAUACGUGGAUAAAUGAAAUGGAUUAUAUAAAAAUACGCCAAUGAAAAUAAGACUGAAAAUGAAUGACUAUAACCAAAAUAGAAAAUAUUUCCAUUGUAGAUACAGAGUACAAGGUACAGUAUGUGUGUGUAUAUUUUGUUUACAAAUUACUGUACUGAGUGUAUGUCAAUAAUCACUGUCACUGAGACUUAAGAUUGUGAUUUUUUUUUUUUCACUAAUCCAAAGCAUCGUUGUGGUCAUUGUGGCUCUUGUCGUGUAAUCACCUCGAAGUAACACUGUUAAUCUUAGGAGGCACCCCUGUCAUGUCAUGUAGUUAUCAACUCGUGAUUUUAAUACAAUGUUCAUUAGUGACUAAUUACACACACGUUUAGUAUGACAUUGAUUGGGUCGUAUGAAAACACAUGCAACAAUUCCAAAAAUCCAUCCUGCCCAUUACACUGCAUAUGUCCGAUAUUGGUAAUAAAGAAAAUAAAACUCCACACUACUAAAAAAAAAAAAACCUCUUGAAACAUUUUAAAGAGUAACUUAAUGCCUCAUUGAAUAGCAGUUUCUUUACUGAUUUCCUUUAAGUCACCUCUGAUGUUGGUUGUGGUCAGAAGUGUGCUCUGUAACACACCCACCAGUGAUGUCACAGUGGAGUGCAGGGGCGUCGGACUGGGGGGAAAAAGGGGACUGAGUACCCAGGGCCCUCAUGUGAGGAGGGCCCAAAAAGAUGCUAGAAUGAAUAGCUGUGGAUACGGGGAGGGGCCCAUAGAAAAUGCCUUUCUACAGGGCCCAGAAUUUUGUGCUACGCCCCUGGUGGAGUGCACUUCUACAUCACUGCAGCAAGGUGAGAUGUUAAGUUAACCCACUGCAGGUCAGAAAAGCCAACAUUUUAGGAUGGUGUUUGGUUGCUCUUUACAGCAAAUCUACUCAAUAUCGAUCACUGCAAUAUUUGGUUGAUGGUGUAUUUUUCAUAUUCCCAUUAAUAACUGACUGAACUGAGAUGUUGAACCAACAUAUGUCCCUUGCAACAUCAGUGAUAUUUGAUAUAAGAAUUGUUGUAGCUUCCUGAAAUAUCGAUGAUAACAUAGAAAGUAUAACCAAUUACCACUGAGACUAACCUCAGAAGCCUUGAUACAUGUGUGUGUACCUGCAAAGCAUGUUGUAGUCUGAGUAAGGGGCAUGGAUGCGAUCAUCACUGACUGAAGCAGGAAUGGAUGAGGCAGGUUGAUAAUAAUAAAAUCCAGCUCUUCAAAGCAAAAUAACCCCAGGACUGCAUCACAGAAAAUUGUGAAGCACAUAUAACUGUCAAGAGUAUCCUAGGGGGGAAUACUUCCUUUACAGUCUGUCAUACAUAGAAAAAAGAGCUGCACCUGUGAAUGAGCAUUCAAUCUGCAGCUCAUGGAAGCACGUGUCACACAUAUACCUUUUAGACCGCAAAGGAUGUGUGUGACAUAUGCAGAGGUUGUCUGUAGUGUUUAUAUCGCUUGGCUCAGACCACGCAUGAGAAGGAAUUAUGCACCAGAGACUCUGCAAGGCCACAAUUAGUUAGCAACUAAUUAUAUGAGUAUAAGAGGAAGGAAAAGUGGUAGUUCUCAAGUUUUUCUGCCCAUAUGGUAAUAUUGUUAUCACUCCAACUGCAGACUGAGAGCUGAGCGUCGUCUCUUUUUUAUCUAUCAGAAGAGAAGGGCCGAGGAUCCUCCCCAUGAUGCUUUUGUUCAGUUAGUUCAGAAGAGGGUUGUGUUUUAGCUCAUGUAGAUCAGAAACAUGGCUUCAUUUUAAAUUCUCAGGUUGAUCUCUGAAGUGAUUAUUCUUUCCAGCCGGCUCUAUUGACCAGCCAUGAAUCAGAUAUUUCUAUAGUGCCUUUUCUGCUCAUUUUCCCACUCUCAUUGCCGUGGUUUAGUGUUGUUGAUGUCCUGAAAUGUAGUUAAUGUGAAUAAUUAGAACAGAUUAGAUUUUUUUUUUUUUUUAAAUGAAUAUGGCAAAAUCCUGUUCUCCAUGGUGAGUAAUAGAAACUAGAGAAAUAAAUCUAUCACCUCUGCAGUAGAGUUUUAGAUGCUGGAAAUGUUUUAUGCAGCUCUAUGCCCUUGGUCCAUUGUUGUAAUUUUUCACCUCAAGUAAUAUUUCACAUUUUCACACAAGUGGUGUCACUGCAGUCAACACUACAUCCUUUAAUGUGAGUUUUUAACACAUCUCAAAAACAUAAAUAUGUCCAAAUAAAAAUUCCUUAUGUAUUGGGUAAUUUUACCUGUUCAUAAAACAUUAUAACGGCAGAAGAAAUGACAGCAGAUCCCAGUGAUGUAUGUUUUUGUUUACAUGGGUAAACUACUAUGUAGAAACCUAGUUUGUAUUUUGGAGAAAAGAGGUGAGCCCCACUAAAGUCAGAACAUCCCAUCACCAAAUAUAGCCUUAUAACAAAUUAUAACCGCCAAUAUGAAAGGCAGAAGAGAAAUGUCACUGACUUGUUGCAUUAUGUCACUUACUAUAACAGUGUGGACGUUUUUCCUCUCCAUUUUCUACCUUGUGUCCUUUUACUAGGAGCAGAGACGUCUCAUAUCUUUCAUUUAUGCUCGUUCGUUUUUAUCAGAUGAGCAAAUGGGACUAAAUAUGGGAAGAAGCGGGGUGCUGUGCAACCGCUAUGACAUAAACAUUUGUCUUUCAUCCAGUUUUGUCAGACAUAUGAUAAUCCCAAAUCACUUGCAAACUUGCAAAAAAAAUGCCAUAAAAUACAGUAAAUCCCCCUCACUGUCAGUUGUUUUGUGGUAACAAAAUGCAGUGGUGUAUAUAAGAUGUGUGUGGUCUGCUGUAUGUGCCAGUAUGCCAUCUCUGUGCAUUCUGUCUGUGUUUAUAUCCAGCAGGUGUGUCAUAAGAGUGAGUAAAGAUAUUUAAUAUGCUAAGUCAUUAACUGUGGAUGUGAUAAAGAAUAAAAAUGUCUGACCUCAGGGCUUCAAUACUAACUGCUAUAUAAUAUAUUCACUUACUGAAAUAAUAUACAUACACUAAAUGGACCUUAUCGGGUGCUAUCAAACCACUGUACAAGUAAUAGUAGAGUUAGAUUUGUUGUUGUUGUUAGGAGCUCAGCAACCAAAUAGUGAACACCAUGCAGGGUCACAUAGUUCACAAUUUUUCAGAUAAAAUGUCAGAAAUAUUAAUGUGACCAGGCACCAAAAGCAAACUUUAACUGUUCAGGUGGUAGCCAACUGCAGUCAACAAUUUCACUUCAUAGGAUUCUGGUUUGUAAUGAUGGCUGCAGGAUGUUAAAUACUGUGGGCUAAAGUGUUAUCUAGUUUCACAGAAGCGCCAGAAAAUUGUGUGUAUGUGCAUGUAAUGUUAACCUUGGGUGGAAUAAUAUGUGUAAAAAUAACUGGUGUACACUGGACCAAAUAACUUUCUCAAAGUAUGUGUGGUGAUGAGUUGUACAAGGGUUGUCAUGUAAAUGUGUGUCUUCAUUAAAAACUCGAUGCUCCUUUGAAGAUUUGGAGAAGCUUACACUGUAGCACAUGAUUGGAAGUUACUAGGAAGGCGCAGAUUCACUUUACUUUUCUUGAUUUGAGUGCAGAGCCUGUGUUUACUAAGCCUCUAUGAUUAUAAAAGAAGUUUCUGUGCAAUGCAUUAUCUUUCCACGUUAGCUUUUAAUUCAGCAAGGAGACUCAAAGAUACACGUCUCCUGUUCAUAGUUAGGGACUGUACGGAAAUUAUUGGGGUGGGAAUGGAGUUUAUAUUUAUUUUUCUAAAACACUACUACAACACCCUCUCCCCUAAAACUUAAAAAAACAGUAUUGACUGUUCUCUGCAUAUGGCAAAACACACUUUUAUGAUCAAUUUAUCCAUUUAUUUUAUACAUGAUAAGUCUCCCAAGGGAAGGCUGAAAUAAUGUAUAACUAUGCGCUUGGAAAAACACAACAGACGCUCCCACGUUCUCCCAAAACAUGGUUAAAAUACCAUCCCUUCAGCAAAAAGAAAAUGCCAAAUCCCCCUUUAUUGACCAUCAUCCCGCCUUGAUAACUUCCACAGUCCCUCAUUGGUCAAAAUGAUCCACACACAAGAUGCAAGACUACUGUGUGAACUCUGUGUUCAACCGCUAUUAAAAAAGUUGUUUUUAUUGUUAUGUGCUGGAGGCAUCUGCACUGCUACUGUAGAGAUUGCUUGUUGGUUAACCUGGAGAACUGUUCUACUUCAUGAUUGCCUGCCAAAAAGCCCAUGUGAUGUUUGCCAAGACUUUGAUGCAUAUAUUUUGCCUUCAGCAUUCAAGGAACUAAACCUGUCAGUUAACCUGAAACAGUACACUGCGUAGCUUAUUUGUUGUUAGGUAAUGAUGUCAUCAUGCCAUUUCUUACCUUGUUUGACCAAUGAAUGGAAUUUUAAAUGACUGCCUCUGCAGUGUACAGCUCCCUCUGUCACUUGUGCAUUCAUAACGAUAUGCUUCCUGGCAAGGACUGAUGUUGUUGUGAAGUGUGUGACUACGCUCUCUGCUUCCCUGUGAGCAUUUUUCUUUUGGUUUGAAAAGCUGUCAAGGUUAAAACUGGGCUACAUGUGGCUAAUAAAAAAUGUUAUGUGUAAACCUUGACAGCGUUUCACCAGCUAAAACUCACUGCGUUCUGUCUUGCCUAUACUUAAAGCUCUGUAGAUUUGCCACCAUUUUGCACACACAGUAUCUAAUAAAUGUUCAAGUUUGGUACACAUGUCAUGCCAUUGUGAUUAUGGAAAGUAUUUAAUGUGUUGGACUUGCAUUGCAUGGAGAAACAGCAUGGGGAAAUCCCAUUGUUGAUGCAAAGGUGGGUGGUACUGUGUAUUGAAUCAGAGACUCUGAUCUAAAUAAUGACAUAAACAAAACUCACUCAUCACA